GGUCAAUAAUAGCCAAUCGCAUGAUGACAGGAGUUUAAAGGAGUGUGUGUUUCGAGGUCUGUUUUCUGAGCAGGUCAUGAUGGAUCGAGCAGCUCUCAGACUGAUUCUCUUGGGCAUCUUUCUCAUCUCAGCCAGUUCACAACCUGUUAAGAAGAAACAAGAUGUGGAUAUAUACAGCUUCUACAUUAACUCCACGGUCACCAGUCGCUACGCCACAACGGUCAUCACAAGCCGUGUGGCGAACACACUGAAUGAAUCUCAAGAGAUCCAGUUUGAGGUCAAGAUACCCAAAACUGCCUUCAUCAGCAAAUUCAGAAUGACCAUAGAGGGGAAGACAUAUGAUGGUGUUGUGAAGGAAAAACAGGAAGCUCAGCAGCAGUACAGUGAAGCAGUAUCUCGAGGACAAAGUGCUGGACUGAUCAAAUCUGUUGGAAGGACUUUAGAAGACUUUAAAACUUCAGUGACGGUGGCUGCUUUUAGUAAAGUGACCUUUGAGUUGACCUACGAAGAACUGCUAAAGCGCCGCCUCUGCAAAUAUGAGUUACUCAUCAAUGCCCAACCGAUGCAGCCGGUGGCAGAUUUCAAGAUGGAUGUACACAUCCAAGAGAAACCAGAAAUUUCCUUCUUGGAGGUGAAAGGAGAUUUGAGCACCGGUGAUCUGGCCAAUGCCAUCAAAACCACCAGAGCAGACAAAGACGCAUGGGUGACCUUCUACCCCACUCGAGAUCAACAGACCAAGUGUCAAAGCUGUGGAGAAAAUGGGCUGAAUGGUGACCUGCUUAUAACAUACGAUGUUGAGAGAUUAAAUCCUAAAGGAGAAGUCACGGUAUCAAAUGGCUAUUUUGUCCACUACUUUGCACCCUCUGAUGUUCCACGUAUUCCCAAAAAUGUGGUGUUUAUCAUUGACCGGAGCGGUUCUAUGCACGGCAGAAAAAUAGAUCAGACUUGUUUGGCACUGCUAAGGAUUUUAAGUGAUCUUGAUGAGGAUGACCACUUUGGAUUGAUCACCUUUGAUUAUUCAGUUGACACGUGGAAGCGUGAACUCCUGAAAGCUACAAAGCAAAAUCUGGAGAAUGCAAAAUCAUUUGUGAAGGAGAUCAGAGAAGGAGGAGCCACAGACAUAAACGCUGCAGUUCUAGCAGGAGUGGACAUGAUCAAUCAACAUCCACGAGAGGGAACCGCCUCCAUCCUGAUCCUGCUGACUGAUGGAGAUCCCACUUCAGGUGAAACUAACAUAGAGAGGAUAAUGGCCAAUGUGAAAAAGGCCAUUGGGCUGAAGUUUCCCCUGUAUUGUCUUGGUUUUGGACAUGAUGUUAACUUUGACUUCCUGACAAAGAUGUCACUGGAAAAUGGUGGAGUCGCUCGCAGGAUUUAUGAAGAUUCGGACGCUGAUCUACAGCUGCAGGGCUUCUAUGAUGAAGUUGCCGUCCCUCUCCUCGCUGAUAUUCAACUUCAAUACACAGGAGGGACAAACCUUACCAAGACCAGCUUUACCCUGUACUUCAACGGCUCUGAGAUUGUGGUUUCAGGACAAAUCACAGACAACAGUGUGGAGAGUUUCAGCACUGAAGUCAUUGCAGUAUCAAAAGGCAGUAAUGUGACGUAUCAGGACACUGUAAUGAUAAAAGACCCCAGUGAUGUCCCACCUGAGAAUGAAGAUUUCAUGCAGAGACUGUGGGCCUACCUUACAGUGAAGCAACUUCUUGAAAGGCAGGUGCUUCUUAAAGGACAAGAGAAAGAGGAUGAAGAGAAAGAAGCUCUAAAACUCUCUCUUAAAUACCAGUUUGUCACCCCCCUCACCUCUAUGGUCGUCACUAAGCCACAGAAGGAUGAAGUGGAAGUUGCCGACAAACCCAAAGAGGGAAAAGAGGAUCCCAGACCUCCAGUAAUGAGUUUACGUCCUUCAUCUCCUGCAUCACCAGGAUCUAGUCAGUACAAUUUCGGUCACAGUCAGCCCAGUCUUGCUGCUCAUCCAGCUAUGCCAGGAAAAGUGUUGAACUCAUUUACCUUCCUUUCUGGUCCAAUAAUUCCACGGGAGAGUGAAACUGUUCUCUUUACUAUGUCAGUUCCAACAGUUCGUAGCAAUCGGUUCCUGCUGUCUGCUGCUGGUCAGUCUAAGCCUCUUUGUUUUGAUGUUCCUCUUCCUCACAAACUCAAACUGCUACAGGAUUCUUCUUCAGAGUUCUCUAUGAAUGGAGAAUCCAUGACUAGACGAAAGGGAUUCAGUCAAAUUGUCUUUCAUUACAAAACAAACCAUCGCCUGACAAUAAACACAAGGUCUAUCAGAUACCACGAUGGCCAGAAUGAUGUUGAGUUUUUGUGGGGCCAGGAACCCACUCAACACAGUACAGAGGGCGUGUCUCUGAUUCUACGGAGCAAUGAAAUGGACGUUACAAUGGGACACAUACGCGUUGUUGUUCUUCUUCACAAGAAAAAUGGUGACAUGUUUCUGUGGCCUGCUGUUCGGCAACAGCCAAAAGAUGUCAGUUUGAUGGGUAUUUUAGGAAAAGCUGAGGCUUCAUAUGAGGAGAUUCAAGGAUCUCAAACACCAACUCUAAAGAUAAUGGACCAGGAAGUGAAGGCGAGCUGGGAGGAUGUCACAGACUACACUCUUCCUUCAACUCCAGUUAUCAGAUGUUGGCUUGUCCCGUUCCAGGCUGUGAUGCAGGGAGACAUUUCUGAUUUCACUGUCACUCAGCUGUAGAGUUCAAAGUGGACAAAUUAAACACUGGGAUAGAGCAUGUUUCUCUGUAAAACACUUGCUGACAUUUGUUUUAAGUAUUAAAGUAUUUUAAGUAUA
Messenger RNA from Megalobrama amblycephala (Wuchang bream), 2800 nucleotides. RefSeq names its product inter-alpha-trypsin inhibitor heavy chain H3-like. The record is from RefSeq and is a predicted model, not a curated record. Lineage: Eukaryota; Metazoa; Chordata; Actinopteri; Cypriniformes; Xenocyprididae. The transcript has 22 exons. The coding region runs from base 77 to 2704 and encodes 875 amino acids.